Messenger RNA from Monoraphidium neglectum, 474 nucleotides. Its product is annotated as Oxygen-evolving enhancer protein 3, chloroplastic. Gene Ontology annotation, molecular function: calcium ion binding. The transcript has 6 exons. The coding region runs from base 1 to 474 and encodes 157 amino acids. Gene Ontology annotation, biological process: photosynthesis. Lineage: Eukaryota; Viridiplantae; Chlorophyta; Chlorophyceae; Sphaeropleales; Selenastraceae. Gene Ontology annotation, cellular component: photosystem II oxygen evolving complex; photosystem II; extrinsic component of membrane. The record is from RefSeq and is a predicted model, not a curated record.
AUGGCCCUCAAGAGCGUGUCCGCGUCGGCCACCCAGCGCGCCGUGCGCCCCUCCAGGUCCGCGGUGGUCGUCCGCGCCUCGGCUGAGUCGCGCCGCGCGGUCCUCUCGGGCUUCGCCAGCGCCGCGGCGAUGCUGGCGGCGUCCGCCGCGCGCGCCGCCACGCCCAUCGACCUCUUUGACGACCGCAAGGUCAAGGACACCGGCUUUGACAUCAUCUACGAGGCCCGUGAGCUGGACCUCCCCCAGAACGUCCGCGACGGCUUCACCCAGGCGCGCACCAACCUGGACGAGACCCGCGGCCGCGUGAGGGAGAGCAAGAAGCGCCUCGACAACGACGUGCAGCCCUUCGUCGACAAGGCCUACUGGUGGGCGGCGGAGCGGCCUCCAGCGCCUCAUAAAUCAACUGGACUGCAAGUGGCCCAAAGGGGUCCGGCGCUGGCGCGCAAAGACGCCCAAUGGGCACUAACGGGAUAG